AAAGUCAGGUUCAGUUCUCCUUAGUGGCAACCCUGAAGAAUGGAAUGUGUUCACAACAAACAUUUCUAAAUAAGGCGGACAAGUCCUCAACGUAAUUUCAAAUUACCGUUCAAAAUCUGAAAGACACUCUAACGAGAGUUACCAAAUCUAGUUAUUUCAAUAUACCUGGAUGCAAUCCGACCCUUCCUUGAAUGACUUAUCUGCUGAAGUAUUGAGUUUGAUUAUACUUAAACCAUGAAUUGGUUAGAUCACGAGAACUCGCCCCGAAAGCGACCCCCACUCAGUCAUGGCGUCCAAUCGAUUGCCCGAGUCCAACCUUUAGUGCCUGAAGUGUCCAUGUGGAUGUCGUCCCACGGGAUUUUGGACGAAUCGGUAGAAGAACCCGUUCAAAGGGAAGGAGAGCCGACAGUUUGUCCUGAACCCCAGAAAUUGGACGGGGCAUUCCGUUCACUCGUGGUCCAGCCGCAAGACAUUCAGGCCCACUCGUCGGAAACGACGAUUCCUUUACCUAUUCCGACCACAAACACCGCAUCAACCACUCAGGGAGAUUUGUACCAAUUAUUGCAAAGUCAAAGUGAACAAAUUGCGUCCCUCCAUGAGGCUCUAAGAAAGUUGAUUCUUGAUCGCUCAACUGACCCAUCUCCUACGAACAGGGUUGAAAUGAGGGAGAUUGGGGUUCAAACCCAACCUAAGGGGGAUCAACGGGCCUUUGCUAACCAGGCCACGCAGUGUCAAUUAGAGGAUGAAAUUGCAGAACCACACUUGAUAUCUCCCGGAAAGGUGGAAUCACCCUCUCAAUCCAACGCGGACUCGAAAGAAUGUGAAGACGUGUUGGAUCAACUUCAAAGAGCAUGUAUGCGCGGUUCCAGUGAAAAAGCCAUAAACCGUGAACGGGCUAGUGACUCUGUCGGCGACACCAUGAGUCGGUUGCGAAAUUUGGGCAUCAGUUUUGUGGAUCGGAACCAUUUAAAAGAAGGACAAGUUCCCGAGACCCGGUUCGAUUCUGAUUAUCCCUUGGGUUUGAAAGCCUUGGGUGAGACGCACUUCUCCACCGUUCAAUCCAUCGCCUCGGAUUCGAGUUUGGCCAUCAACUCGGCGGCUUUAAAGUACUUGGACGACCGACAAUUGACAGCCUUGGCUAACAAUCGUGGUACCCGCCUGAAUGGAGCUGUCGACAGUGCAAUGCGGGAUAGUGGGGUUACCCAAUACGGAUUACCGAUGCAGCAGCUUUCAAUGCACACCAAGAAUUACCUCGAAAAUGCCACUGAAGCCUCAUCCAGACCAAGAGAGGGAAGGAAAGAUAUUUUAGAAAACCUGACACAGCUCUUACAACAACCGAAGCUGCGACCAUGACUUGAAUAGAUCUAUUGAAUGAGAA
Molecule: messenger RNA, 1378 nt
Organism: Tigriopus californicus
Lineage: Eukaryota; Metazoa; Arthropoda; Copepoda; Harpacticoida; Harpacticidae
Exons: 7
Coding region: 235-1353 (372 amino acids)
Source: RefSeq, a predicted model, not a curated record